Messenger RNA from Polistes dominula (European paper wasp), 1699 nucleotides. RefSeq names its product tachykinin (gene Tk). Lineage: Eukaryota; Metazoa; Arthropoda; Insecta; Hymenoptera; Vespidae. The record is from RefSeq and is a predicted model, not a curated record.
GGAGCGUCAGUUCAACACUGUCCGUCGGCUCGAGUUCGUCUCAACUUCGAGGACAACGAACGGGGAAGGGAACAUCAUCAUCAUCCCCAUCUUUAUAUUUUACCACGAAAGGUUCAUCCCCUUUUCAACAUAAUUUUCAACUGGAUUCUAUAUUUGAGAUUGAUUUCUCAAAAAGGGAAGGAACAUCAUUGACUAGGACAACACGUUUACUUUCUUCCAUUUCAACUUUUUAACAUCGAAAGAAUGUUCAUCGGUUCGUUGAUUUUAUUCGUCGCAUCGAUUGUCAUUUCGUUUGCUGAGGAUUCAUCGUUGAACGAUGCACUCUCUUUCAAACGUGCUCCAAUGGGUUUUCAAGGUAUGCGUGGUAAAAAAGAUCUUACAUCUAUUCAACACACUGAUUUUUCCAAGAGGGCACCAAUGGGCUUCCAGGGUAUGCGUGGGAAAAAGGAUUCAAUCGUAAACGAUGACAAUAUCUUGCAAGAACCAGAAGGAUUUGAAAAACGUGCACCCAUGGGAUUUCAAGGGAUGAGAGGAAAAAAAGAUUACCUAAUUCCCGAUUUUGAGGAUGUUUAUUAUCAAGAUAAUUAUGAAAAACGAGCACCUAUGGGAUUUCAAGGUAUGAGAGGGAAAAAAGCAAUAUCCGAAGAGGAAUAUUAUAAACGUGCACCAAUGGGAUUUCAAGGAAUGAGAGGAAAGAAAUCUCUUGAAGAAAUAUUGGAAGAGAUCGAGAAAAGAGCAUCAUCAAUGGGAUUUCAAGGUACAAGGGGUAAGCAAACCUACUUGUUCGACUAUCCUGAAGAAUACGAGAAACGUGCAAUGGCAAUGGGAUUUCAAGGUAUGCGUGGGAAGAAGAACGCAUAUUCAAUGGAAUGGGAAAAGAGAGCACCCAUGGGAUUUCAGGGUAUGAGAGGAAAAAAGUCACUUUACGAUGAAAUAAUCGAGGAAUUAGAAAAACGAGCUAUUAUGAGUUUCCAGGAUGAUCAAUUAAACGAGGAUUUAAAUGGCAAUUAUGUGGAUUACUUCUUUGAUCCAAUCGAUUAUGAGAAAAAUGAAGAAUCCAGGCGUUUUCAAGGUAUGAAGAAUAAAAAGGAUGGUAAUAAGCGAGUACCCUUGGGUUUUCAAAGUAUGAGAGGCAAACGUAACGUCGUACAACUUUAUGGAAUCAAUGGAAAAACAACGUCGACGGAAUUCCAAGGCGACACGAACGAUAGAAGAAACGGAUUAUCGUUGUACCAAUUUAAUAAACGAUCUCCCUACCGAUAUUUCGGAAUUCGCGGUAAGAAAAAUCCACGAUGGGAGAUACGGGGAAAGUUCGUAGGGGUGAGAGGAAAAAAAUGGUCGACAGCUCCGUACGAGAACAAUGGCAACCUCAAUAAUAACAUCUUUGAUAACAUCAAAAGGAUCGACGUGAAGACGGUUCCAACGGUGGCAUUAGAUAUACAGUAAUGGCAAAAAUUAUAAAAAAAAAAACCUUACUUACAGUCGUUACAGGCUGUCUUCUUUAAGUUAAACCAAUCUAUUCGAUAAAACGGCGAAUUACGGACAGGGUGAAGCUGAGCGUGAAGUGUAAUCCAUUGAUUUCAUUUCUAUGUAAUUAUCGUAGAGCUCAAAAUUUCAUUUGAUUACCGUAGUACUGUAAUAACUAGUCAAUAUAACAUAUACAUAUAUAUAUAUAUGAUAUAGAUGAUAAUUCGUACGU